Molecule: messenger RNA, 888 nt
Organism: Trypanosoma brucei brucei TREU927
Lineage: Eukaryota; Euglenozoa; Kinetoplastea; Trypanosomatida; Trypanosomatidae
Exons: 1
Coding region: 1-888 (295 amino acids)
Biological process (GO): DNA repair; regulation of transcription regulatory region DNA binding; DNA damage checkpoint signaling
Cellular component (GO): nucleus
Molecular function (GO): histone H3K79 methyltransferase activity
Source: RefSeq, a predicted model, not a curated record
AUGCCUGGAUUGCUAAUAUCCCGGAAACGUACCAGAAGCGAGGCUUCAGGUAAGCCGAUAGGGGAAAUCAAAUGUGUGGCUGAGAAUCGUGUACAAGCACUUAAACCACCAUUGGGGGAACUGGUACCCAAGGGUGAACUUGGAGCUGGGACACCUCAUGAACCGUACAAUCUGCCUCUGCGGGGUAACCCCAACAAAAGCGGUUGUCACCACUGUCUAGCAGACCAGUGCCACUGCGUCUUCUUCGAACGUCUCUUGGACGCCACAUUCAGACGCUUAGAUAUCAAGCGCAUAACGGAAGUGUCAGGGUCACGUCAUCUAUGUGCCAAGUCCCUGCUACCUACCUUUGUCUCGCGAAUGGUUCGCCUAAUGGAAAUAACGUCCGAAGACACCUUUUACGACCUGGGGUGUGGUAAUGGAUCUAUUUUGUUUCAGGUAGCUUUUUUAACUGGUGCUCGUUGUGUUGGAAUUGAAAUAAGUGAACACAACGCUAAAGUUGCAAAAAAGGCUUGGGAGGUCAUCAGACCGGAACUUGAGGGGUCUUCGGGACGAAGCAUGCCGGAAGUUAACAUAAUUACUUCCGAUAUGACAAAGAUUUUGGCGGAUGAAAGACUUUUUGAGUCAGAAAGGGGUAAAACCGUAAUUCUUCUAUCGAACUUGUUGUUUCCAAAGUCCCUGACUCACUAUCUCUCCGAACGUUUCAGGCGGGUUCCAAGCGGAACGAGGAUACUAUGUUUUGACGAUCUUUAUCCGCAUAGCCGCUCUGUCGCUGCGAUCCGUGACCCAGAGGCGUUCCGGCUUUUCGCCAUGACCGAUUAUCGCUGGCAGGAGUGCAGCGUGGAAUGGUGUACGAGGGAUGGCCCUUUUUUCAUUCACCGACGGAGAUGA